GCAGGCGGAGGCGCGAUGGGACCCCUCCGGGAGACCAAGAAGGAGCAAAGAGUGCAGCAUCCUGAGAAGGAGAUUUCCAGAAGUCGAAUUCCUCGGCUGAUCCUGCGACCUCAUCUGCCCCUGCAACCGCACAAAGUGUCCCCAGCCUCGGAGUCUCCCUUCUCGGAGGAAGAGAGCAGAGAGUUCAACCCUAGCAACUCUGGGCGCUCCGCGAGGACUGUGAGCAGCAACAGCUUCUGCUCAGAUGACACUGGCUGUCCUAGUAGCCAGUCUGUAUCACCAGUGAAGACCCCCUCAGACACGGGAAACAGCCCCAUCAGCUUUUGCCCUGGGAGCGAUGAAGACUUUACCAGGAAGAAGUGCACAACUGGAGUGGUUGGUGAAGGAAGCAUCCAGUCAGCACGCUAUAAGAAGGAGUUGAAAUCAGGCCUUGGAAAGCCCGGUAGUGAAGCUGAUUUUAGCUCCUCGAGCAGCACAGGCAGCAUUUCCGCUCCUGAAGUUCACAUGUCGACUGCGGGAAGCAAGCGGGCCUCCCUUCCACGCAAUCGAGGUCCCCAUGGGCGGAGUAAUGGAGUCCCAUCACACAAGUCUGGCAGCAGCCCACCAUCCCCACGGGAAAAGGACCUUCUGUCCAUGCUGUGCAGGAACCAGCUGAGCCCCGUGACCACGCACCCCAGUUACACACCUUCUUCCCCAAGUAGCAGUAAUUCAGGGUCCUACAAAGGAAGUGACUGCAGCCCCAUCAUGAGGCGGUCUGGCAGGUACACGUCUUGUGGAGAAAAUCAUGGUGUCAAGCCUCCAAAUCCGGAGCAGUACUUGACUCCUCUGCAGCAGAAGGAGGUCACAGUGAGGCACCUGAAGACCAAGCUGAAGGAGUCGGAGCGCCGGCUUCAGGAAAGGGAGAGUGAAAUUGUGGAGCUCAAGUCCCAGCUGGCCCGCAUGAGAGAGGACUGGAUUGAGGAAGAGUGCCACCGGGUGGAGGCCCAGCUGGCACUCAAGGAAGCCAGGAAAGAGAUAAAGCAGCUCAAACAGGUUAUCGAAUCCAUGAGGAGCAGCCUGGCUGACAAAGACAAAGGCAUUCAGAAGUAUUUUAUAGAUAUAAACAUCCAGAACAAAAAGUUGGAGUCCCUGCUGCAGAGCCUGGAGAUGGCACACAGCGGCUCCCUGAGGGAUGAUCUGUGUCUAGACUUUCCCUGUGAUCCCCUGGACAAGAGCUUACCCCUCAGCGCCCCUUUGGACAAGAUGACAGAUGGGUCUUCCCCAGAUGAGCCACUCACCGAGGAAGGGGCUGACAGUGAGCUGUUGCUGGUGGAAGACAGCAUGGCCGAUGGCUUGGGGGCCUUCCACGAGAUGGGGACAGCCCCCACCACUGAGUCUGGUGACUUGGAGCUUUUUCAUGCCACCCGUGAGGACCAGGUGUUUGCCAUGCUGCCUGUGGCAGUGGAUCAAGAGGAAGCCAGUGUGGUGGUGGUGGAGCAAGCUGUCCAGACCGAUGUGGUGCCCUACAGCCCUGCUGUCUCGGAGCUUAUUCAGAAUGUGCUGAAGCUGCAAGGCCCCUGUCACCCCAGCUCAGCGUCUCCUCCAGAGCCCCGGGCUAACACGAUGGAGAGCUUCCCAGAGUCCAACUCAGUCCUGAUGCUUGAUUUAACCCCAAGAAAUCCGAACUCAGCCAUCCUUCUGUCUCCCGUGGAGACCCCAUACCCCAAGACGGGUCUGGAAGUGCAUGCAAACCGCCUCAUGAGAGAGCUGGAUUUUGCAACCUACACAGAAGAAAGGCUGGAUGGGUUCCCCUCACUGUCUCAGAGGGGUGUUGUGGGGCAGUACUGGAGCAGCAAUUUUCUGGUGGAUCUCCUGGCUGUGGCUGCCCCAGUGGUCCCCACUGUCCUAUGGGCAUUCAGUACUCAGAGAGGGGGAACAGAUCCCAUCUACAACAUCGGAGCCUUGCUCCGUGGCUGCUGUGUGGUUGCCCUGCAUUCACUCCGUCGCACUGCCUUUCACAUCAAAACCUAAAUAGAAGUGUUGUUAUCAUGUGCCAAUUUGUCUGUGUGGCAUCAUGCCAGGUAGAGAAACAGCAGGUCGAUCUGUGGCAGUCUCUACUUCAUUGUUUUGCUCCUCGGUAUUUGAUUUGCACUAUAGUUAGUGGAAGCUUGUUCACUGUUUAAAACCGGAGGUAUCUUCUAAGGCAUGGAGACUUGGUUCCAGUAAAAUGUCCCAUCCAUGUGGUAUAGAGAGCAUGCUCGUGCCCCUGCCGUGUCGUCCGAGGUACCCGUUCUUAUCCUAGUGGUUCGGGAAGAGAAAAUGCAAACUUUGCACUUUGAGGACAGCUUCUCUAAGGCUGGCAUGCUAUUUCCUUGCUUUGCUUUGUGCCGUUUUAAAAUGUGUCAUGUUCCAGCCUUCCAAUGGUCUUGUGCAUAGCAGGGGACUGUAACCAAAAACAAAUGUGUAUUUGUGAAAUUGGUUUAAAGAAGUCUUGAAUAGCUCUUUAGUGUCCUACUUGGAAUUGAUAAGGUUUGAGUGGUUGCAUUUUUUUUUUUUUUACUAUAUGUAGAUCCAAAGUCUUCAAUGGCCUGUUUGUUUCCUGAUGAAAUGUAAAAUGUACUAUGUACUAACUUAUUUUUUGCUUAUUAUAUAUAGUGUUUUAUUGGAGAUUGUUUGUAACCCUACACUUCAGCAUGAUAAAAAUAAAUAUUAGAGUUUCCAUUUAAAUAAAUGUUUUAUCCUCCUA
Molecule: messenger RNA, 2725 nt
Organism: Ochotona curzoniae (black-lipped pika)
Lineage: Eukaryota; Metazoa; Chordata; Mammalia; Lagomorpha; Ochotonidae
Gene: SYBU
Product: syntabulin
Exons: 7
Coding region: 16-2010 (664 amino acids)
Biological process (GO): axonal transport of mitochondrion; synapse maturation
Cellular component (GO): cytoplasmic microtubule; vesicle
Source: RefSeq, a predicted model, not a curated record